Molecule: messenger RNA, 438 nt
Organism: Gongylonema pulchrum
Lineage: Eukaryota; Metazoa; Nematoda; Chromadorea; Rhabditida; Gongylonematidae
Source: the annotation of a GenBank genome assembly
AGCACCGAUGAGGCUGAGGAUAAAAUUGAAUACAUCUACUGCCACAUGCUUAUGGAAGGCGAAGAUUUUGCUGGUUGCACAAAGUUGGCGUCACUUUCACUGAAUGAAUUAAUGGAUCGUCAUGAGCUGCUUCUCAAAACCGGCAUUUAUAAGACUCCGGAUCCGAGAAGACCACAGCUGAAAAGCGAUAACCCGAAACUAAAAAAGAUUGUGGAUAGCAAUGCAGAAGAAUUCGCAACACGUGUCGCACAAAUAACAGUGGAGGAAUGGCGCCUGUUCCAGGAACUUCAGGAAAAGAAACGGGACUUGGAAUCACCGGGCGAGGAACGUCCAUUUGAACGUGUGAAACCAUCGAUGAGAAAACAGCUGGAACGAAGGAAGAAAUUAUCUUCUUUGCGUGAUCAUGAAAAAUUUGAAUCGUACGAUGAGAGAUAUUGA